CAGGAGCAGGCCGGCAAAGUGUCUCUGACCGAAUACGUAUCGGGAGAAUUGGUUAAAACUGAAAAAAAAAAUGGCAACUCUCGUUGUAUGGAUCCCGCCUUAUGCCGUUAAAAUGUGUCUAUGAUUUGCAUAACACACUGGCAAUUUCCUUGCAUACACCAAUCAUACAACAACGAUAAUAACAUCACCUUGUUUUUUGUAUAUGUAGUAAGAGAAAGAAAAAGAGUCAAAGACAUUGAGAUCGCCAUUAAACUAUUGGAACAAUUUACAACCCAGCAAUUAUAUUUGCAUGGAACUGUUGGAGGCGAAAAACUGGUGGAUUCAUUCAGAAGAUGCUACUUAGAUAGCAUCUCUCAAAGUCACCAUGUAUAAGCUUAGAAAGGAUCAUCCGGACGAUUACGAAGGCUCCUCAUUAGAUGUGGCGCUACGAAAUGAACAAAUAGACUGUGCUCAGGUGCUAUUGGUGAAUGGAGCAAAGAUCGACCAAGAGUUUGCAGUCUGGCACGCUGGGGUAGAAGGGAAGACAAGAACUUUACAUUUCUUGAUGCGAAACUUUCCAAACUGUGCCAAUAAUGCUAUGAUGAAUGAUAGAAAAGAUUUGCUGCAUGUUGCUGUGGAGAAGGGACACAAUCAAAUUGUUGCUUUACUUCUGGACGCUGGCGUGGAUGUUAACUAUGUUCAUAACAAGAAGACCCCGUUGAUGGUUGCCUAUCAUCAUGAGAUGAUAGAACUGCUUUUGAAUCGAGGCUGUGUCGUCAACAUCAAAACUGAUACCACCGCACUUAUUAACGUAUUGUCGGACGAAUAUAUCACAAAACUCAAAGAGAAAUUUCACUUUAUGAAACCACAUGAAAAUAGUAAUGUAAAUGUUUUUCUUUACGUACAGGAAAUUAUGUCCAUCCUUCUGAAAUACGGUUCAAAUAUCAACUCGAGUAACGACGACGGUCGCACUGCGCUGAUGGUGGGAUCAGAAAUAGAAGGGACCCUAGGCAUCCUUAAAUUGUUGGUAGACAACGGUGCCGACAUCAACCUCAGGGAUACAGACGGAAAUGCAGCACUCCAUCGAGCCGUGCAUUCUGGUCGAACAGAAAAUGUCAAGUUAUUACUUGAGUCAGGCGCUGAUGUCAAUUUAAGAGACGCGAUCGGCUCCACUCCCUUACAUUACGCCAUGGAGAGCUGUGGUGCAAGUGAAAGCCUUAACAUUCUGUUGGAGCAUGGCGCUGAUGUUAAUGCCCAAGACAACCAAGGAAAUACCCCUUUGAUGAUCUUAAGCAAUAUAUGUUUUUUUAGCACCGAAAAUGUCAUCAGGACAUUAGUCAAGGCAGGUAGCAGUGUCAAUCAACGAAAUAAAUCUGGCAUGACAGUGUUAAUGAUGUUUGUACACGAAUGUGACAAGGACAUUUUACACAUUUUAUUAGACUCUGGCGCAGAUAUUAACGCUGAAGUGUCUGACAUUGUUGGUAAGAAAACUGCCUUGUCAAUUCUUCUGGCGGAAAAAAAUUUACCUGGACGAGAUGAUUGUUUGGAGGCAGCUGAAUUUAUGCUUGACCAUGGCGCAACGGCACGGCAUGUCAAGCCAAGCAUCAUUCACCGAGCCGUUGCCAACAGUCAUGAAAGAUUUGUGCAAAAAUUGAUCCAAGGGGGACUAGCUCCUCAGGAUAUUUAUCUGGAAAGUAAUCGUAUUUGGCCAACAGGAGUUGUGUCUCCAUUGAGUAUUGCUCUGUAUACGAAUAAUGUGAGACUCGCUCGUCAUUUCAUAGGCAAUUGGUAUCUUACCAAAUCUGAUAUAUGCAAUCUCUCCAGGAACGGGUCAAUCAUAAUAUGGUUCAUGGAUUUGUAUAAGAACUCUGAAUGUUUAUCUUUAAUACAAGAGUCACAGCCGCUGUCCUUGACCUUGCUCAGUUUUAUCGCCGUGUCCACUUCCAUUGGUGUCGGCCAUGAUAGAGGGAAGAGAAUCGAAGCAACUCAACUUCCAUGGGAUCUUAAAGACCGGUUACUCUUCCGCAACGUACGUUUCGAUGCAGAAGAUGGUAACAAAGAACACUUGAAAGUUAUACAUUAUUUGGCCAAACGUUCACCUCUUAAUGACUAUGAAAUGACAAAUUUCGUUUUUACAGAUUCGGAAGUUUCAGAAGAUGAUGAUGAUGAUUCAAAUGCAUAUUCUUCUGACAGCGAUUGACAUAUACCUCAAUGACGUCGUUAACCUAAGGAGACCAUUUCCUUUAAUUUUAAAACAAGGACACUUAAAAUAUUAUCACACCAGAUAUACAUUUUUUUUUGUGAUUACGCCUUCAAUAUGAUAUUUGUUGAUAUUUUGCAAUUGAGUAAAAAGCACUAUUUAGUGACAGAGUAGUAAUGCAUAGAUGUAAAUAUAGAUAAGCAGGAACUACUAGGACAGCCAUAUUGAAUUUAAUUUAAAAAAAAAAAACAGUUGGUAAGAUUUGUUCUCAUGGUAUUUUCUAAAAGAAAUUGGCGUACUUUGAACUCUAUUUAAUCUUUAAUCAUCAUUCAAUUAUUCGUCAGAAGUGAAGCUAAC
Messenger RNA from Lymnaea stagnalis (great pond snail), 2536 nucleotides. The record is from the annotation of a GenBank genome assembly. Lineage: Eukaryota; Metazoa; Mollusca; Gastropoda; Lymnaeidae.